Molecule: messenger RNA, 1576 nt
Organism: Leptidea sinapis
Lineage: Eukaryota; Metazoa; Arthropoda; Insecta; Lepidoptera; Pieridae
Exons: 6
Coding region: 135-1394 (419 amino acids)
Source: RefSeq, a predicted model, not a curated record
CUUCUUAUGAACAGUUGACAAGACUUAACAAGGAAAUAUAUUCAGUUGUGCAAUAUCUUCGGCUCUGAGCGUACUCCGUACGUACUAAAUAUAUCAAUAUUUAUCAUCAAAAUAUCAAGAGAAUCUAUAUAGUAAUGGACUUAAGUGCGGAGGAGGUGGUGAAAGGUUUGCUGAGUGAAGCUGCCUACGCGACACCGUCUGACAAUGUAAGAGUAGAAGAUCUGGAGAUGAAGCUACCGAAGUGGUUCGAUGAAGCUAAAUUUAACCAAGGUCGCCGGUUUUUUUCAGACUUUUGCAUCGCGCACACGUUAAGCUUAAUAUCAGGAUUUAUAGCUGUUCUGGCGGUGCCGACUGUGAUCAAGGUGAUGAUCGGAACCCAGAGGUCAAACACACCGUACACUGCUUACAAACGAUACCUGUCUACAUAUCUCCACAUUAUCACCUGGGCCUCUCAUGACCUGAAGCCAGGCUCACCAACCUGGCGAUCUUUGAACACAGUGCGGGCCCGCCACGUGGUGGCAGGUAGAGCGGCCAGGCUGAAGAAGCAGGGCACCGUGUCGCAGCGUGACCUGGCACUCACCAUGCUGGGCUUGAUAGGCUUCUCCGUGCUGAAGCCGGACAAGUUCCAUCUGGUGUCGGUGAAGAAAGGAGACAUGGAGGCCUUCCUCCAUUUCUGGGCUGUAAUUGGCGCUAUGAUUGGGUGUCAAGAUAGAUACAACAUUUGCCGUAAGACGUACGAUGAGACCUAUCAGGUCUGCCAAGAGCUCGUGGACAGAGUGCUGCUUCCGUGCCUGGAGAAUGUUCCGGAAUACUUCGAGCAUACCGCCAGGGUCUUGAUCGAUGGUGGCUCGGCCGUGUUCUCCUUUAUUGACGGUGACUUCAUUAUAUACUGGACCAAACACUUAGCAAAUGUCCCUGGCUACAUCUACACUGAGGAAGAAAGACUAGCCUUACAAAGGAAAUUGAAGAAGUUUAGUACUGGAGCAGAUAAAAACGGAGUCGAUGCAAAUGAAUUGAUUGAAGCUUGUGGGCUGCCCUUUGAUACUAAAUCGUCGCGACGGCUUCAUGCUGAUGACUACGACACCGUGGCAACCUCGCCCGCCUACAAGAACCUACCAUUGAAAGCCAAGUUCAAUAUGGCAGUGCAUCAUAUAAUCCUGUCUAUCUACUCAGUGGCUGUCGGAAGAGCUAUACUAAACUUUAUUUUUAAGUGUAUGCUGUUUACAGUAACACAUUUUCCAAUGACAGCAAUGUGGAGAUACGGCUAUUACAACGCAUUCGUAAAUAUAUUUAAGGAAGGACCAAAAGACGACACGCCGCCCAAGCUGAACUGCGAAUAUCAAAAGAAGAAUGAAGAGACGUGGCACCAGGCGCUCACCAGUCUUAUCUGGUAAGAGUCUACUGACCAAACCAAAACCUAACAGCUUCAUCAUAUUAUUAUUACCUACUGUUAAUAAUGACGUAACUUUGGUUUUAUUUAUAAAUACCUAAAGUUAAAUGCAAGCUGUGUUACUUAUCUAAGAAUUAUUAUGUUUAUAAUAUUGCAUCUUAUUAAAAGAAUAGAUAGGUAACUAAA